AUGACUGGACCCUCGAUACAAGAUCGGACCAGCGAGUUCAGCGCUAUCUUAGGCCAGGCCCAGAAGCGCUUAGGAACAUCGAAAGUAGGCUCACAACGCCAGGCAUUGUUGACCGAUGCGCAAAGGCGCCAAGCCAAUGCUUCGCCCACGGGAGCCACAGGGGAGGCGAAGGCGGCAAGAUCGGAGUUCGCGCGACGAGCGCGAGAUAUCGGAAGGGGGAUUACAGGCACAAUGGCGAAAUUGCAGCGACUGGCUGAAUUGGCGAAACGGAAAACGCUGUUCGAUGACCGACCUGUCGAAAUCUCCGAAUUGACGUAUGUGAUCAAACAAGACCUGGCCGCCCUAAACCAGAGCAUCGCAUCGCUGCAGGCGCUCACCCAUGCGCAACACCCCAAGUCGACUCGCUCAAGGACAGACCAGGAAGGAGAACACAAUGACAAUGUUGUCGUUAUGCUGCAGGGAAAGCUAGCCGAUGUAGGUGCCAGCUUCAAAGAAGUUCUCGAGGUCCGCACGAAGAAUAUCCAAGCAUCCCGAACACGCACCGAGAACUUUGUCUCCUCGGUCUCUUCCAAAUCACACAAUCUCGAUGCACAGCGCUCAGACUCCCCCUUGUAUAACCUAUCGGGACGACGGACACCUCAGCCCGGAUUUCAAGUCAAUUCUUCUGACCUAUUGACCCUCGAGCCCUCGAACCCUUCACCGCUAGGGCGUCCAUCGUUCCAAUCAGACCAACAGCUGAUGGUCAUGGAAGAGGGAGAAUCAAGCAAUACAUAUGUCCAAGCACGAGGUGAAGCCAUCGAAGCCAUCGAGCGCACCAUCAGCGAACUGGGUGGCAUCUUCGGUCAACUAGCGCAGAUGGUCAGCGAACAGUCAGAAAUGAUUCAGCGCAUAGACGCCAACACCGAAGAUGUGGUCGAUAACGUUGAGGGCGCACAGAGAGAACUAAUGAAGUAUUGGGGGCGCGUAUCUGGGAAUCGCUGGUUAAUUGCCAAGAUGUUUGGUAUCCUGAUGAUCUUCUUCCUUCUUUGGGUGUUGAUUUCGUGA
Penicillium paradoxum is the source of this 1044-nucleotide messenger RNA. Its product is annotated as t-SNARE syntaxin. The record is from RefSeq and is a predicted model, not a curated record. The coding region runs from base 1 to 1044 and encodes 347 amino acids. Gene Ontology annotation, cellular component: Golgi membrane; SNARE complex; endomembrane system. The transcript has 4 exons. Lineage: Eukaryota; Fungi; Ascomycota; Eurotiomycetes; Eurotiales; Aspergillaceae. Gene Ontology annotation, molecular function: SNARE binding; SNAP receptor activity. Gene Ontology annotation, biological process: vesicle fusion; endoplasmic reticulum to Golgi vesicle-mediated transport; intracellular protein transport.